AGUGGGUGGGGUGGGAUGGGGUGGGAGCCUAUAAAUGCAAGCUGAAGCUUAUUAAGCUAUUCCCAUACAUUCAGCUUGCCAUGGAGAAGUUGCGAACAGUUUGUGAUCUCGAUCUAUCAAAGAGCAACGAGGCUUCCUCUUCUACAGAUCUAAACCGGGGGUUUUUAGUGGACAAGAGCUUAUCGGUGUCUGCUUCCCUGCUGGACUUGCCACCAGAAGGCCAAAGAUGGCAUAUUUCUUGUUCUGGAAUUGUAGUGGAGUAUACUGAGGCUAGCCCUUCCAGCUUUGCCUCCUGGACCCACUCGCCCACCCUGCUAUCCCCCUCUGUCUUUCCUGAGUCACAUAUUGGUCCGAGUGAGACACCAAAACUUAGUAAUGCUAUUCCUGUGGGCAGCAAGUCCUCUACUCCAUGUGAGGGGGAAAAUGUCAAAAAGAUGAUCCUGGGAGGUCCCGUAGAACACGCUUCUGUGGAUCAAGCAGCCAGCCAGUUUUCCUGGGAGAUCUCGCUCAUCAAGUCUGGCCCCAUCAGCUCUCCAUGCAACCCGGAGUCAAGUCUACUUGACGAACCAACUUGGAGCCCCAAGUAUCAACCAGCCUCUGCUUCCCUAUUUGAGAUUUCCUCUCUAGGCUGUUCUGGAAUCUCCCCAAAUGUCAGUGAUGGAGCUCAGAGGUCCUGGAAGGAAGCCCCUGUCUUGAGGUCAAACCAGGCUUCUUCAGACAGGUUUUCUGAGCAUGUCGCUGAGGUACGGUGGCAGAAACACACGGCAAACCUCUCACCCUAUGCCUCAAAGACUAACUGGAGUUUGAGCAAGUAAUCCCUGUCAACGAUUCUGAUAUUCAAAAUCAAGACUGUCUGUGGUAUCAAAUCAAUAUGGCUAUGUGGUGGUUUUUAAUGUUUAAAGUGGUGUACUCUUUGUGGUAACUUUAAAUCAAAUUCAAUAAAACAAUGUAUUAACAUCAA
Messenger RNA from Paramormyrops kingsleyae, 961 nucleotides. NCBI's taxonomy places the organism in Eukaryota, Metazoa, Chordata, Actinopteri, Osteoglossiformes, Mormyridae. The record is from RefSeq and is a predicted model, not a curated record.